Messenger RNA from Physcomitrium patens, 2836 nucleotides. RefSeq names its product T-complex protein 1 subunit zeta 1. Gene Ontology annotation, molecular function: ATP-dependent protein folding chaperone; ATP binding; ATP hydrolysis activity. Gene Ontology annotation, biological process: protein folding. The record is from RefSeq and is a predicted model, not a curated record. NCBI's taxonomy places the organism in Eukaryota, Viridiplantae, Streptophyta, Bryopsida, Funariales, Funariaceae.
CAAAUGCUACAUUUGAAAAGGUAUAUUCUCUUCUCGUUGGACGCUAUAUCUCAUCCGCAACCAACAUCUGUUCGUCGGAAAAAUAUUCAUCCAAACCGACUCUGUUCCGAAGCUUGAAGCCAGCGCCCUGAAGCCAAAGCCUUAGAACCUGAAAAGCUUUUUAACCUCCGCAACUGAUUUCUUCGGCAAAUUGCGACUACUCCAAGCAAGGGGCUCAUCGAUCACCACGAACCCUAUCGCAGAUUUGCACAGUCCGAAACCCCAACUGAACCAUUUCCUCGAUCGGUAUGACAAUCUCUGCACCCCCGAUUUACCACCCACCUUUCCCCUGGGGGGUUGUCUUCAAUGUUGCUUCCAAUGCUGGGUGAAUUCAUCGGUGCCUCGCAUGCUUUGCGAUUCGAUGCUCCGUAGCUUCCGCUUUUCAUUACGUCUGCGCUUCUACAGACCCACGAUCGGGCUCGCAUUGUUGGUUUCAUCGCUUUCUCUGGGUUGGGUGGAUGGUUUUCUCCAAGAAUAUGUUCUUUAGAGCUUUGUGGUGCUCGUGGAGCUAAGUCUUGAUAGCUUGAUUUUUCGCUGAUUUUGUGAUCGGGAAGGUUGUCACCACAUUUGUAGGCGAUUCCAGGUGGAGUGUAAGAAUUUUAACAUUUCGGCACGGAUGAGUGAAGGCGUAAGUGAAUAUGGCAAUCAGGGUGGUGAAUCCGAAUGCGGAGAUGCUGAGUAAAUCAGCUGCUCUUCACAUGAACAUAAAUGCAGCGAAGGGACUGCAGGAUGUACUCAAAACGAAUCUUGGCCCCAAGGGCACGAUCAAAAUGCUCGUAGGCGGGUCAGGAGACAUCAAGCUUACCAAAGAUGGAAACACAUUGCUCAAGGAAAUGCAAAUCCAAAACCCAACAGCCAUAAUGAUCGCCCGCACAGCUGUUGCGCAAGAUGACAUCAGUGGAGAUGGAACGACGUCCACGGUGCUCGUCAUUGGGGAGCUCAUGAAGCAAGCAGAGCGGUUUAUUUCUGAAGGGAUGCACCCCCGAGUGCUGGUAGACGGUUUUGAAAUUGCCACGAAAGCUACUCUCGAGUUUCUAGAGACUUUCAAGACUCCACUUGCAGUUGGAGAACAGCUUGACAAGGAACUUCUCAAAGUGGUCGCCCGGACGACGCUCAGGACGAAAGUUCACGAGGAACUCGCAGAUAAGCUCACUGAGAUUGUCGUCAAGGCCGUUCUGUGUGUGCAGAAACCAGAGGAGGCGAUUGAUUUAUUCAUGGUGGAGAUCAUGCAUAUGAGACACAAGUUCGACUCUGACACUCGUCUAGUGGAGGGCCUUGUGCUGGACCACGGUGCUCGUCACCCGGACAUGAAGAAGCGAGUGGAGAAUUGCUACAUUCUCACCUGCAAUGUGUCUUUGGAGUAUGAGAAGAGUGAAAUAAAUGCCGGGUUUCUUUACCACAACGCCGAGCAGCGAGAGAAGAUGGUGGCAGCAGAGCGUCGCUCUGUGGACGAGAAGGCGAUGAAGAUCAUCAAGCUGAAGAAGGAAGUCUGUGAUGGCACAGACAAGAACUUCGUUGUCAUCAACCAGAAGGGAAUAGAUCCAGUAUCACUGGAUUUGUUUGCGCGAGAGGGGAUCGUGGCCCUGAGGAGGGCGAAGCGCAGGAACAUGGAGCGGCUUAUACUGACCUGUGGCGGAGAGGCUGUCGAGUCUGUUGAGGAUAUGUCUCCAAAUGUUCUCGGUGAGGCUGGCGUUGUCUAUGAGCAUGUUCUAGGCGAGGAGAAGUAUACUUUCGUAGAGAACGUGAAGAACCCCCAUUCCUGCACCAUCCUUAUUACUGGACCAAAUGAUUAUACGAUUGCACAAAUCAAGGAUGCAAUCCGAGAUGGUCUGAGGUCUGUCAAGAAUACUAUUGAGGAUGAAGCUGUGAUUCUUGGUGCGGGAGCUUUUGAAGUUGCCGCCCGGCAGCAUUUGUUGAACAAUGUUCGGAGGAAGGUGCAAGGAAGAGCGCAGUUGGGAGUUCAAGUUUUUGCCGAUGCCCUUUUAGUUAUUCCCAAGACACUAGCUGACAACUCCGGGCUCGACACGCAGGAUGUUUUGAUUAAUCUUGAGUCAGAGCACGACGCUGGCAACGUUGUCGGUUUGGACCACACUACAGGGUAUCCAAUUGACCCGAAUGUACAAGGAAUUUUCGAUAAUUACUCCGUUAAGCGACAAAUCAUCUCUUCAGCACCUGUGAUUGCUGCCCAGCUUCUUCUUGUCGACGAAGUUAUUCGGGCCGGCCGUAACAUGCGGAAGCAAUAGACUUUCACUGUCUAGCUUAUAAUGUGGUGGCUAGUCGUCUUCAAUUAGCAUUUCAUGUCCUUCCCACACGCAGCGUUUGAUCGGGGCGAGAUAUAUUGGCUCGUGAAUUAUCAAGCGAAUAUUGGUGAGAGGCGUAAUUCGUGUCCUGAACAGGAAUUGGAUUUGGAAACAGACUUAGUUAAGGUUGAAUUGUGAGCAGACACAAACAUGCGUAGCUGUUAAGACACAAUCAUGUCCAGAAGUGAAAAUUUGCAACUUUAUAUCUCUGAUCUGUGGGUCGUGCCACUUAAAUUCUUGUACAUUAUACAGUUAGUCGGUUUUCAGACUAUCUAGAAUGAUGAUGCUGUCACUACUGGUUUUCUUAGCAAAAGCAAGAUACUUGGAUAGGGAGCGUACCCGGAAUCAUUAGUUUACUUUACUUCAAUCUGGAAUAUAGUACAGGGUGCGUUACAUAGCUUGAAAUUUACUUUGAAGUAUUGCCCUCAAUGGGAGGGCAUAAGCUGUAAUAUCCAAAAAUCAGUUCUCUCCUCUAUAUGAUGCUAUUUGCGCCCCAA